This is a messenger RNA of Penaeus vannamei (Pacific white shrimp), 2275 nucleotides long. RefSeq names its product zinc finger protein 37-like. The record is from RefSeq and is a predicted model, not a curated record. Lineage: Eukaryota; Metazoa; Arthropoda; Malacostraca; Decapoda; Penaeidae.
UCCCUGGGCGGUGAACACGACCUACCCACGAUAUAUCUGGUACAAAGAUUGUACCUAAGAAUAAUUAGAGGACUGUUGACGCAAGAAGCUUAUCAACGCCACACCGAUAUAUUUAUUUGAAUUUAAAUCGUAAACAUGUCCCACAUCGAUGAGAGGCUUUUCGAAUGCACUGUAUACAAGGUUUUUAAGAAAUGCACUAACGAAAAACGGCUUGCAGGGGAAAAACCGUAUGGCUGUAAAGUAUGUAGAAAAGAUUUCUCCCACAAAGGGGACCUGACACGGCACCUUAGAAUCCAUACAGGGGAAAAACCUUAUCGUUGCAUGACAUGUGGCAAGUCAUUUGCUCAUAAAAGCAACCUCACGCAGCAUCUCAGGCGGCAUACCGGCGAGAAGCCUUACGAGUGUUUUGACUGCGGGAAAACCUUUUCAAGAAAGGCCGGGCUGAUUCAGCACAUCCGGCUACACACGGGAGAGAAUCCCUUCGAGUGUUACUACUGCAAAAAGUCAUUUCCUCGCAAGGGAAGCCUAAUCAGUCAUAUUUGGCACCAUAAUGGAGACUGGCCCCUUAGGUGCAGUUAUUGCAACAAGGGAUUUGGGGAUCAGCACCAUUUACUGAUUCAUGAAAGAAUUCAUACAGGUGAGAGACCCUACGCGUGUAACACAUGCAAAAAAACAUUCGCAGACAAGAGUAUCCUUGCCCGCCAUGUAAAACUUCACGAGGUCUCUCUUUUUUCUGGGGAAGAAUCUCCCCGCAACGAAAAUAAUAGACUCAUAUGUGACAUUUGCACAGAACAGACACCCUGUAAAUGCCUGGAACGUGGCAAGGAUUUCAGGGACUAUGGAACUUUACAACGACACAGAAAACAACAGGUACCCAUGAAGUUCCACCUGGAAAGGGCAGAGGAGGAUCACUGUGCAACAGGAGACUCUCAACCGCUAGAUUCGUUGAUCAACAGUGAAGCCACGGAUUUAGAAAGUGACUUAGGACAGCUUUCACUUGAUCCUACAAAAUCGAGAGAAAUCUGCGUUCUUCAAGGCAAGGCCAAUGCAAAGAACAAUCAUCGACUACAAUCGCAUAGCCAGUCUGAGUAUCUAGCGCUUGGCCGUGAAGCACCAAGCAGGAAAAUCGAGUCAGCACCAAGCAGGAAAAUCGAGUCAGCACCAAGCAGGAUAAUCGAGUCAGCGCCUUUGUAUGAGGCAACGGAAAAGGGCAUCGUCACACUCGAUGUCAAAACGGGUUGUUUGAGCAAAGAACAAUGUGACAAAAUUCUGUUCUCUUCUGGCACCGUGCGUAUAAGAAGCCCUUCAAUAGGUUGCAAUUGCACAUUCAAACUGCAAAAUGGAUAUACGAACGAAUCGGAGAACGACUACGCAUGGGAACCGGACAACAGCUGCCAUGGCGAAGGGAAGGAGAGUUCGAAUGUGGGAGAUAACUAUGAAACAGCUGGCUCGAAACACGGUGAUUUUCGAUUCGCUGCAGGUGAUGGCGAUGGCGAUGGGCAGUUGGCGUCAGAAUCUUCCAUUUUUAAUUUCCCCGAUGGAUAUCAUGGAAAAAGAGAAAGUGAAGCGUACAUCAAAGAGGAGUUUGAGUUUUUUGAAGACACCGACAAUAAUUUUUAAAACAUUAUUUUUUUGUUUUUGUUUUUGUUUUUGUUAAUGCAGAUUUUUGUGUAUCUCUGUAUGUAUAUUUAUAUAUCUAUAACUGAACGGGAUCAAGAUUUUUGGUGUUUAGCAUACUAAAGUUAUCUGAUAACUAAGCAGUGAAACUGGAUAACUUACAGAUCCUCUUUUCCUUUCUAUUAUUUCCCCUCUAUGCUAAUCUCCACGUUUUCUACUUUUCCUAUUCCUUCCUCCUAUCUUAAUCCUUUCUGUCUCUCGUUUCUUUUUCUCGCCCGUUCCUCUAUCAUUCAUUACGUUCAUCUUUCUUCAUUCCUCUUUUACCCUUGUGAUCUAUUCUCAUUUAUUACUUAUCUCGCAUACUAAUUUCUUCCUCGUUUUCUAUUUUACCUUCCCUUUGGCAAUCUUUAACACAUUUCUUUCAUUUCUCUCUCUUGGUUUACGUUUAUUUCUCUCUUUUUUGUUCUUUCUUUUAAUCUUACGUCCUUUUACCUACCCCCUAUCCUUCAUCCCAGUGCCCUACCUGUCCGCUUCACACCCUCGAUCCUUGGUCUCGAAUCCUGUCCCGAACUUUGGGUAAUCCAGCGGGCGGCGUUCAGACACGCUGGAGAUGAUUCCCACCCAAACACUCACUACACCUUGCUUGUAUUGCUGCCAA